Rubroshorea leprosula is the source of this 1162-nucleotide messenger RNA. The record is from the annotation of a GenBank genome assembly. Lineage: Eukaryota; Viridiplantae; Streptophyta; Magnoliopsida; Malvales; Dipterocarpaceae.
UGCACGGCAGCAAUCUGACGGAUAAAAACUACGUCGUUGAGUCGAAAGAGCCAAAAGGCAAAGCUAAAUGCUGAUUUUCCCAGCAUUCCUCUCUCCAAAGUGAGUGAUCUGAGUGAUUUGAUUGUAAAGAAGAUGAAUCUAUCCAGAGUUCUAAAGAAGUGUCUCCUCAUAGACUCAGAAAACGGUGCGCCGUUAGCUACCAUGUUCGCGCGGGUUGCUCUGUUCGCUGCAACAUUGCUUCUGCGGAAAACAAGGUUAUAUUCAAAAUAUGAUGGGGAUGGAAUAAAAACGGCGAUGUUGUUCCAUACCUGCGCCUUCAUGUUAUGUAAUUCCAAGAGGUGGAGUCGACUGAGAUUCAUCCGUUGGAGUUGCGGCGUUAAGGUAAAUUUAACAGCCAACAUUAUAUGCUUGAUUCUUGGUAUACUUUUUGAGAAAUUUUACGAGAUGUCACUGGGUAGCCUCUGUUUUGGCUUGAGCAUGGCAAUCAUGUUUCUAAUUUUACUGGUGAUUAUACGACCGAGGACCGACCUUGGGUUCUCUGGUUUCCUAAUUGGAGCCAUUGGAUCGGUUGCGUACAACCUCUUCCAACUCAAGUUUGGAACUUGGAUUGUGGUUGCUAUAUGCUUUGUGCUACUGGGUUUCAAGUGUUGGUUAGAUAACAACUGGCUGGAGUUGGAAGUUGAUCAGUGGCUACCCACCACAGGUAUGGAGAGGAGCAACAGAGGCCUCAGCAAAUCAUUCCCAAAGUCAUUAAUUCAAAGAAUUGACGCAGUAUCAGUAGCGGGUUUCUACCUUGUUUGGGCGUACAAUUUAUUUAGCACUAAUUGUCUAGCCCAUACUCGGAUGAAAAAGCUUGCCUGCGGGACCAUUUACGGUUUGUGGGUUUCUACAGCUCAAAAUAGUCUAUAUUUUUUGCUAUGGGCUGGAAUUCGGGCAUUUUGGCUGGGAAACAGAGAGGUAAGUACUGCUAUAAUUUCAAAAUUGCUGUAUUAUGUACUAGUUGCAAAUUACAGAAAUAGAAUUGUGGAAAAUCAAUAAGUACAUAAAAGUAAUUUUAGGGAUUGUUUCUCUGGGGGGAAGAGGGCUCUGUUUACGAGUCUGGACCUGUCGCACUGGGUACAGCUUAUUAUUUACAAAUUAGGCAUAAAAGAUUAUGAGGUGA